Daldinia loculata is the source of this 1584-nucleotide messenger RNA. RefSeq lists its product as uncharacterized. Bases 262 to 1071 code for a protein of 269 amino acids. The transcript has a single exon. Lineage: Eukaryota; Fungi; Ascomycota; Sordariomycetes; Xylariales; Hypoxylaceae. The record is from RefSeq and is a predicted model, not a curated record.
AUUACAUAAAUCGGUGAGGAUAUACAAACAAUCCGUCAUUCCGCGACCCUUUCAUGUUUCUUUGAAUAACACUUCACCUACACAAGACGUCUACGCAAUAUAUGGCAAAUCCAGAUAUCUAUACAGCGUUUGGAAAGCAAGGAGUUUUGUCAUUGUCAUUUCUAGAAGAGUAAUCCGGAGCUGAAAUCUGGAGAUAAAUCCCGGUUUGAGUUGUUAUUAUAUAGGUGGCGGCUGACCCGGCGGAUUUCCCUGGGCCCAGCGAUGGGAAAAUUCGGGAGUAGAUCCAUUGCAUUCCGCCCAAAGGCAUCAUCAACAAGACAUUCUCCCACCAGACACUGGAAAGGGCCGUUUCGGUUCUUUGAUCUUCCUCCCGAGCUAAGAGACCACAUCCUAAAGCUCAUCCUGCUCGACUGGGAUUCUACUAGCAAGGAUGCUGUCCACCUUUUCCUUACGAAUAAACGAAUAUACACGGAAGCCGCUUCAAUAUUUUACUAUGAAGUCCUACUCGAUAAUAUGCACCUGAAAGGGACCGCUGAUCCGUUCUUGGCCGGCUCGCUUACUGCGGUAACUCCUCGGCUUCACGUUCGAAAUCUGAUCAUCAGGUUCUUAAUGAAGGAGCAGAUGUAUCUGUUCGGCGAGGCGUACGGCACAGCCUUACAAGAAAUGGCCUCGAGAGGGAAACUCCAGAGCCUACGACUGGAGAUCGGAAGUCGCUUUCCAUGCUACGAGUUCUGGGGCUACGAAGACGAACUCUUCGUCUACGAUAAUAUUCGUGUUGUAGCCGAAAAGUGGAAGGGAAUGGUGAUAUCGGCGCCUCUAUUCGUCACGAAAGAGCCGUUCCAAAACUUCCUCAAGUUUCUUGAGGAGUCCAAAAUCCCUAAGAUCAGACUAUUUGUCGAUGCCGAGGACCACUCAAAAUUUUGGUGUAUGUUCCAUCGCCCUCACCCGUCAGGUAAAAGGUGUGAUGGCGAGUGGAGAGGUAACGCGAAGGUAUUAAAGAUCCAGUGGUCGAGCUUGGUCAAGGCUCUUAAAGGGGCCAAAGCUGUAGCACCAGUACAGAAGGAUUGUUAACGUUCGAUAAUCACUAUAUCGAUUGGUCAAGAUGCGAUUAUAUUUAUUUUAUAAUUGCUAGGUAUGGCGCAGGAAGUACCAUCAACCCAUGGUUACUCUAUUUGAUGGAGAUCUGAGGAACAUUACGUUACCACGACGGUUAUGAAGAAUGAGUAUAUGUCUUUGUGUGACUCGACAUAUAGUAAGAGGGUGGUUCGAGUUCGACCUCAAAGUGGCAGACGAAGGCGCAUUUUUUGUGUAUCAUGAAAAUUUCAGACUGAACGCUAGGAUCGUGAUUAGAUGUUGAACUAGAAGAGCGUCACGAGGUGGAACCAAACAGUAAGGGAACAACUUCGUUGUUCCGCGAAGAACUCUAACCUAACUACGGGACCCUACGGCUAUAUACCGAACAUGCUCUGUGUUCUAGAUGUAUCAUCUAGAAUCCUGGCAAAGAGGGCUGUAUUAGUGUGUUUACAUGGCGAUAAAUGAAUUCAUAUGAAUAAACGUAUAAUUCAAAUAUAAAGAUUGACUCGA